This is a messenger RNA of Cololabis saira (Pacific saury), 1779 nucleotides long. RefSeq lists its product as uncharacterized. The transcript has 6 exons. The coding region runs from base 1 to 1779 and encodes 592 amino acids. Gene Ontology annotation, biological process: nucleosome assembly. Gene Ontology annotation, cellular component: nucleosome. Lineage: Eukaryota; Metazoa; Chordata; Actinopteri; Beloniformes; Belonidae. Gene Ontology annotation, molecular function: structural constituent of chromatin; protein heterodimerization activity; DNA binding. The record is from RefSeq and is a predicted model, not a curated record.
AUGAGCGGACGAGGAAAAGGAGGAAAGGGUCUCGGUAAAGGAGGCGCUAAGCGUCACCGUAAAGUCCUCCGUGACAACAUCCAGGGAAUCACCAAACCCGCCAUCCGCCGUCUGGCUCGCCGCGGCGGGGUGAAGCGUAUCUCCGGUCUAAUCUACGAGGAGACCCGCGGUGUGCUGAAGGUCUUCCUGGAGAACGUGAUCCGUGAUGCCGUCACCUACACCGAGCACGCAAAGAGGAAGACGGUGACCGCCAUGGAUGUUGUGUACGCGCUCAAGAGACAGGGACGCACCCUGUACGGAUUCGGGGAAGGAAACAUGCCUGAACCCGCCAAGUCCGCGCCCAAGAAGGGCUCCAAGAAAGCCGUGACAAAGACCGCCGGGAAAGGCGGCAAGAAGAGGAGAAAGAGCAGGAAGGAGAGCUACGCCAUCUACGUGUACAAGGUGCUGAAGCAGGUCCACCCCGACACCGGCAUCUCCUCCAAGGCCAUGGGCAUCAUGAACUCGUUCGUCAACGACAUCUUUGAGCGCAUCGGCUCCGAAGCGUCUCGUCUGGCUCACUACAACAAACGCUCCACCAUCACCUCCAGGGAGAUCCAGACCGCCGUGCGCCUCCUGCUGCCCGGGGAGCUGGCCAAGCACGCCGUGUCCGAGGGAACCAAGGCCGUCACCAAGUACACCAGCUCCAAACUGCUGCGUAAAGGCAACUACGCUCAGCGCGUCGGUGCCGGCGCCCCCGUCUACCUGGCGGCUGUGCUGGAGUAUCUGACCGCUGAGAUCCUGGAGCUGGCUGGAAACGCUGCCCGCGACAACAAGAAGACCCGCAUCAUCCCCCGUCACCUGCAGCUGGCUGUCCGCAACGACGAGGAGCUCAACAAGCUGCUGGGGGGGGUCACCAUCGCUCAGGGCGGCGUGCUGCCCAACAUCCAGGCGGUGCUGCUGCCGAAGAAGACCGAGAAGGCCGCCAAGGCCAAGCGCGAGCUCGCUCCCGGGGCGAGGCGGGGCUGCAGAGCAGAAUCCACCAAUCAGGAGCGGAGGUCUGGACCGCGUCACCGAGUCACAGCCUUUAAGAGCAGCGAGUCUCGCUUCUCCCAGCAUUAUUGUCCUGAUCCAGAACCAGUCGUCAUGGCCAGAACUAAGCAGACCGCUCGUAAGUCCACCGGAGGCAAAGCCCCCAGGAAGCAGCUGGCCACCAAGGCCGCCCGGAAGAGCGCCCCGGCCACCGGCGGAGUGAAGAAGCCUCACCGCUACAGGCCCGGUACCGUGGCUCUGAGGGAGAUCCGCCGCUACCAGAAGUCCACGGAGCUGCUGAUCCGCAAGCUGCCCUUCCAGCGGCUGGUGAGAGAAAUCGCUCAGGACUUCAAGACCGACCUGCGCUUCCAGAGCUCUGCCGUCAUGGCCCUGCAGGAGGCCAGCGAGGCUUACCUGGUGGGGCUGUUCGAGGACACCAACCUUGACAUUGUCAUAAACAUGAGCGGACGAGGAAAAGGAGGAAAGGGUCUCGGUAAAGGAGGCGCUAAGCGUCACCGUAAAGUCCUCCGUGACAACAUCCAGGGAAUCACCAAACCCGCCAUCCGCCGUCUGGCUCGCCGCGGGGGGGUGAAGCGUAUCUCCGGUCUGAUCUACGAGGAGACCCGCGGUGUGCUGAAGGUCUUCCUGGAGAACGUGAUCCGUGAUGCCGUCACCUACACCGAGCACGCAAAGAGGAAGACGGUGACCGCCAUGGAUGUGGUGUACGCGCUCAAGAGACAGGGACGCACCCUGUACGGAUUCGGGGGUUAA